AUGGAAGCUCUUCUUGACAAAUUACAAUCAAAUGCAAGGAAGCCUCCCCAAGUAGUUUAUGUUACUUCUGAGUCUCCAUAUGGGAGUGAUAAAGACAAUUCAAAAGCCUCCUUGUUGCGACGAAAGCAAAAACGUAGAGAUCCAAGGCCGGGAGUGCUUUCUACUGAACCAGUACAACAACCUUCUCAGAUUGUUGAGUCCGCUCAAGUUACUCAUGAUGUUCAAAGUCCGAUUAUUGAGCCAGCUCAAGUUAUUCAAGAUGUUCAAAGUCCAAUUAUUGAACCAGAUCAGGCUCAUCAAGAUGUUCAAAGUCAAAUGACUAAUGUGGAAACAUUUGCUUCGGGAAGCUCUUCUGCCCCACCACCUCCAGAGCAUGAUGCUGCAUCUGUCAAACUAGCCAAGUUACUUGCUUUUCAAGAUUCCAUUUCUCAAUCCAAAGGAAAAGGAAUAUCUAUUGGCUCCAGGCAAGGAGGUGAUGAAGACUACCAUCAAAACAUCUCUGAGCUCAAACAAGAGAUUAUGUUUUUGAAUCAGGAGUCCAUUGAGAGGGACUUACUGAUUGGUAGUCUGGAUGUGAGAGUUUCUAACCUUGAACAGGAGAACUCUGUUAAAGAUGCGAAGAUUUUUGUACUUCAAGAAAAUAUUGGUGGUCUAACUGCUUUAUUAUUUGACCUGAAAUAA
This is a messenger RNA of Lactuca virosa, 681 nucleotides long. Lineage: Eukaryota; Viridiplantae; Streptophyta; Magnoliopsida; Asterales; Asteraceae. The record is from the annotation of a GenBank genome assembly.